Molecule: messenger RNA, 868 nt
Organism: Hypanus sabinus (Atlantic stingray)
Lineage: Eukaryota; Metazoa; Chordata; Chondrichthyes; Myliobatiformes; Dasyatidae
Product: secreted phosphoprotein 24-like
Exons: 10
Coding region: 48-719 (223 amino acids)
Biological process (GO): bone remodeling
Cellular component (GO): extracellular region
Source: RefSeq, a predicted model, not a curated record
CAUUUCCUUCACUGAGAGACCAGCCGGCUGAUCGCACACGAGGCAGAAUGAAAUCCUACCCGCUCGCCCUUGUUGCUGUACAGAUCCUCCACUGCUUGGGAAUGCCAAGCACUAAGGAAGCUCUGAGAGCCUCGGUUAUAAAGCUGAAUGAAAUCACUGAGAUCCCCAACCUCUGUGGUAUCAGCAGGCGAGGCGUGACAAAUACUUAUCACACAGGCAGGUUGUCGUACAACGUGGAUCUGACGUUCUCUGUCAAAGAAACAGUUUGCUCCAAAAAUUCCGGGCUGGAAUUCGAUUAUCCCAGCUGUCAAUUCCGUCCCGAAUCUACGGCUGAGAAUGGUGUUUGCAAAAGUCGUGUGGAAUUUUUUGCCGAUAAGGUAGCUGACGUUGAUGUGGAGUGUGACGGUCUGAAGACAGUUGACAGUGACAGUGACUCGACGGAAUCAAGUGAAACCAGUAUUGAGGACAAAACCAAAUCAAAAGAGAAGUCAGUGGAGGAAACAUCAAAGGCCAGUACCGAAUCAAAAGAAGCAUCACAGGAAAAUAUUUCAAGUAUGGAAAAGUCAAAGGAGGCAUCAGUGGAAGAAUUAGCAGAUGUGAAAAGCAAGUCAAAAGAAACAUCUCUAGAAGAGCCUUCAGAUAUGAGAAGCAAGUCAACUGAAUUGUCUCAUGAAGAGUCUUCCAAUGAACAGGAUGAAAAUUCGAGAGCACGGCACUGACCACGAAUGACUAAACUCAGGGAGAACACAGGAAGACCUCAUUUGUAUUUAAUGUUUUAUCAGUUGUGGCUCAUAUAUAAGAUGGAGAUUUGCAAUUGUUGAUUGUACAUUUUAGUGUAAACUGGAAGAUUGUUUUGUUUGUAAGUGUU